Molecule: messenger RNA, 1683 nt
Organism: Aspergillus udagawae
Lineage: Eukaryota; Fungi; Ascomycota; Eurotiomycetes; Eurotiales; Aspergillaceae
Product: 2-(3-amino-3-carboxypropyl)histidine synthase subunit 1/2
Exons: 1
Coding region: 1-1683 (560 amino acids)
Biological process (GO): protein histidyl modification to diphthamide
Molecular function (GO): 2-(3-amino-3-carboxypropyl)histidine synthase activity
Source: RefSeq, a predicted model, not a curated record
AUGGCAACCGAAAUGCAGGCAGCGCCCGUUCUCUCAACACCGGAUUCUCUCAUCCUUGAGGCCACCGAACCUGUCGCCCGCCAGAAUGCGACUCGCGCCCUGUCUGACGAAGAGCUCUCCAUCACCUACGAUAUCGAGCGCACAUUGCAGGAAAUCCGCCAGGCACGGUACAAGCGCAUCGCCCUGCAGUUCCCAGAUGAUAUGCUUCCGGAUGCUCCCCGUGUUUUCCAGCUGCUCAGCCGAGGUCUUGCGCGCUGCGACGUCGACAGGACCACCGCCGAAAAGAACGGUGCGGAAUCGGAGAAUCUGGCUCAAGACGUCUCUCAACUUAGUGUCGAUGAUAAGCCGGAGCCGGAGCCCAGAUUGUAUAUAUUGGCGGAUACAUCUUACGGGACCUGUUGUGUCGACGAGGUCGCUGCAGAACAUGUGAAUGCGGACGUUGUCGUGCAUUAUGGGCGCUCAUGCUUGUCGCCUACGGCCAGACUACCUGUCAUCUAUGUCUUCACUCACAAGGAGUUACCUAUUGAGCCAGUCAUCCAGGCGUUCAAAACGACCUACCCGGAUCAGGCCACCAAGAUCGUACUCGCGGCCGACGUGACCUACUGCGACCAUAUUCCUGCCGUGUACGCGCGCUUAGUAGAGGAAGGAUAUACCAACCUUUACGCUACGGAGCUAAUCCACUGUCCAUCAUCUGCCAUUCCCAAUCGGACGGUGCCGGACUCCGUGCGUGAAAACCCCGAAUCGCUGUCGGAAUGGCAGCUCUUCCACAUCUCGGACCCGCCAACUGCGCUUCUCCUAACGCUCGCAUCCCGCGUGGCUGCGAUCCACAUCUAUCCCACCGCCGACGCGCCGAGCGACAAUGUCAAGCCGCUGCCUGCGUCGACAUCGGCUGCCUUGGGGCGUCGCUACGCUAUUCUGACAAGGCUCAGCACCGUCCCUAUUUUCGGGAUCUUGAUCAAUACGCUCAGUGUGAAGAAUUACCCUCAUAUCGUGGAGCAUGUGAAGCAAAAGAUCGCAGAUGCAGGAAAAAAGAGCUACAUGUUUGUUGUAGGCAAACUGAAUGCCGCCAAGGUGGCUAAUUUCAGUGAAAUCGGUGGCUGGGUGGUGAUUGGUUGCUGGGAGAGUUCCCUUGUCGACAGCAAAGAUUUCUGGAAACCAGUGAUCACCCCGUUUGAGUUGGAGCUUGCUCUCAAGGGUGACCACGAGCGGGUCUGGACUGGAGCCUGGCAGAGCGACUUUCAGAGCAUCCUUGACCAACCUGCCGAAGAAGCGCAAUCAGCCGACGACGAAGGAUCACCAAACGGCGACGACGACAUGUCCGAACCCGAGUCUGCACCUCCCGAGUUUGAUCUGCGAACCGGCCGGUAUGUCUCUCACACGCGUCCGAUGCGGAAUCCUGCACCCCGCGUUUCCGCUCAGGGUGAUGAUGCAGUCUCUGCUGCCAGUGGACCGGCCGCUGCCCGAGCUCUAGCCAGACGAGCUAAAGGCGAGUUGGCCAUGAUCGGCGGGGCCGUCUCUCCAGGGGCUGAAUUUCUACGGUCGCAACGGACUUGGAAGGGGCUGGGAAGCGACUUCGAUAUCCAGUACGACGAAGAGGAUCCUAGCGAUAGCACUUUGGUCGUCGAAGGGCGCAAGGGCAUUGCAAGGGGAUAUACGGUGGGCGAUUCAAUAGAGAAACACUAA